Messenger RNA from Westerdykella ornata, 939 nucleotides. RefSeq lists its product as uncharacterized. Bases 301 to 777 code for a protein of 158 amino acids. The record is from RefSeq and is a predicted model, not a curated record. Lineage: Eukaryota; Fungi; Ascomycota; Dothideomycetes; Pleosporales; Sporormiaceae. The transcript has a single exon.
CUGACUGGUAGGUACCCAGGUAUGUAUGUACUCUCAGUAGCAUGCUGGUCGGAUAUGGAACAAGAUGCUCACAGCAGCCGUCAUCUGGCGCCUAUUGAAGAGUGUAACGUACAGUAUCCCCCGUUAGCAGCGCAUCUGUUCGGUGCUCCUCGAUACAAGUAUGUGAGCCCAGCAUCUUCUUCUUACUUUAAUAAUAGGGGACGAGCUCCUCCUUGUCAAGACGAUUCGCUGGCCGCUGUCUAUCCAGAUUGAAUUAGCCAGGCCAGUCAGCGGUCGCAGGACGAGGGGCCAGCCUCGUGGAUGAAACUUGAAACGCGGUGCCUGUUUCAUAGUCGUGGCCACUGGGUACGACUAGGGUGGUUCGGGUGUGGCGCUCGUGAAACGCCCCCGCUUAACUGGCCAAUCACCCCGCUCCGUCCGGGAGAAACACCAAAAGUUCCUGAACUUCACCUGGCCACCAUGGUGACGAGACGUCAGUCUCCACCGCAUCCUCUCGUCCUCUCGUGCCUCUUCUGCCCACCGCGCCCGGCGCCUGCUGCAAGCAUCACUAGCAAAGUGGUCCACCGUCGUUGUUGGUUGUUUCACGCAUCGCAGAGCCGCACCCACAAGGCUCCCUGCUCGACAAGAGUGAACAUGGCGACUGCAUUCCAAGCAUUCCAAGCGUCUCUCCUCGCAGUAGGAGUGGGGAACUCAUGGGCAAGGCGACAAACAACCUUAAGCCAUCUACCUAUGGCCUUCUCUCGGAGAAAAGUGUCUACCCUAGUCCCUACUCCCUAGUCCCCACUCUUCGUCUGGUAAACCUGAAGGCGGUUACUAUGCCGCGACCAGGGCAGAGCCAACGACCUUCCCUGCCGAGUCCAAACGUGAAACAGUCACAUCCAGAAGAACCGUCUCCCUGUGAGUGGCCUUCAUUUCAAUGCGAGUGCAGACCACAUAUAU